Molecule: messenger RNA, 3894 nt
Organism: Hypoxylon fragiforme
Lineage: Eukaryota; Fungi; Ascomycota; Sordariomycetes; Xylariales; Hypoxylaceae
Product: FabD/lysophospholipase-like protein
Exons: 12
Coding region: 1-3894 (1297 amino acids)
Biological process (GO): arachidonate metabolic process
Cellular component (GO): membrane
Source: RefSeq, a predicted model, not a curated record
AUGUCGGGGCGUCUAGGAUUGUCGCAACCCUGUCAGACAUGCGGAACGAAUGCCGAGAAGACCUUUACCUGCAUCCAGUGCAAUAAUCUGGCCUUUUGCGACGCGUGCUGGCCCAAAUGGAUGCUGCACACGCCAGGCUCAGUUGGUUGGAACGGCAAACCGCAUGAGAAAGCGGAUCCGCUUGUUGUCCAUCGGCUGCGUCAGAUCUUAGAGCCAACCCGCACAGAAGCCGAGCACGAAUCCGAAUUGCUUGAAGACCGCGAUACAACAUGGUUCGGGUUUGGCCGCGAUGCCUCCGGCCAACCUCUAUUUCAAGACUAUGGCCGGUUCGCCGCCAUUAUGAGUGAGACAGUCACUGAUGAGACGGUUGAGCGAUACCCGCAAUUAGCUACAUUCAUCGGAGAAACUGGCGUCGGGAAAAGCACUCUUAUUAAACUCCUCAUCGACCGACAUGAAUUCACCGCCGGCGACGGCUCUAAUAACUAUUAUGCUCCGGUCACAUCGUCCAGUCAUGAUCGCAUCUCCACCACCGGUGAUGUCCACUUAUACGCCGACCCAUCGACUUUGUAUAGCAACAACCCGUUGCUCUUAGUUGACUGCGAAGGUCUGAGUGGCGGAGAAGGCAUCCCGAAGCAGCUUCGACAAUGUUCGAGAGGGCCAGGUGCUGUAGACCCAGACGACAGUAGCCCUGGUAGACCUUGCUUGACGAGAAGGAUCAUGUGGGCGGAUACGCCCCAGACACAGAAGAGAGAGUUCGCAGUGGGCAACUUGUAUCCACGAAUUCUCUACACCUUCUCCGACGUCGUGGUUUUCGUCUUGAGAAACCCUCGAGCAUUUGAGUCGGUGGUACUUGAUAAGCUAGUUAGAUGGGGUGCAGCUUCUAUCGAUAAGUCCCUUAAUCAGCCAGUACUCCCCCACGCAGUAAUCGUGUUCAACGCUACGGACAUCAACGUCGACGAGAAGGAAUGGGAUGUAACUAAAGCUACGCAAAUGCUAAUGACCGAUAUCCAUGAUGCUAUUAUACGCGAGCCGGCUUUACAGGAAUAUGUGCUGCUGAACGAGCAAGUCGGGAAGCUUUGCAACCUCCUCAGUGAUCGCUGCAAGACUUCGUAUCAGAGGAAAAGACAAGUACGGAUGCUGGCGAAUACGGAAAAGCUCCAGUUCUACCUCCAAGCCGCUUACGACCAUUUCACCAAGGACCUCCAUACACCCUUUGAUUUCGUGAAGGAAACCCUUCGACAUAGCCCCAUCUCCCGAAAUUUUGAGGGCAAUAUAUUGAACUUGGCGUUGUCGAUCAAGGAGAAGUCGAACGUGCAUGAUGCGGAACAGAUCUUUAGAGCUAUAGGGCCUAUGAUCGCGUCGUGUGUGAUGCUUGACGCUGUCCGUCAGAACCUGCCAGGUAGCGCAAGCCGCCUCCUCGACGACCGAUACGCGAAGCCUUGCGCCGGCGCACUACAGACAUUCGCCGAUCUCUACUGGCCAUGCAGCUUCACCAACUCGUCGUACAGCGGCGAGCUCGGGCACUGCUGCAACGUCAGAGCCGGCCACAACCCCAAAGGCCACCAGAACAAGCAAGGAAAGAUCAUCGGGAACGGGGACUACGAGUCGAACUUUAACGCCUCCGCCUUCCGAUCCGUCUGGGAACAUCUGCUCAGAGCCAGCCUGGCUCAGGUACAAGCUAGUAACUUCAAGCUUGGCCAGGAGUUUCCCGACAGAAGCGAGCUCCAGGUCGCGGCGCUCAUCCACCAGGAACGCUUGAAUGAGCUGUACUCGAACGUCUUGGGCGCGGCGACGAAUUAUGUCAGCUAUUCUGCGUGCCUUUGCUGCUUGAGAGAACUGCCUGAGUGCGCCUUGCCCUGUGGUCAUGUCCUGUGCUUCCCCUGUGUACAGAUUUAUGGGACGAGAACGUCGAAGACUACUGUCGAGAUCAGUCGGUGUCCUUUGCAUGUUCGCGAUAUCAUUGCCAGUCCGCCCUGGGUCAUCACGACGAAGCCACGUUAUGCCGGCGCUCGAGUACUAUGUCUUGAUGGUGGCGGCGUUCGUGGUGUGAUACAACUCCAAGUCCUCACGGAGUUGGAGAAUGUGCUGGGUCCAGACCUGCCAAUCCAACUCUUCUUUGACCUCAUUGUCGGAGUCAAUACCGGUGGUAUCAUCGCGAUCGGACUAGGAGUAAAGAAAUGGACCGUCAACGCGACGAUGGAGAAGUUCAAAGACAUAUGCAAAGAGGCCUUCGUGCCUCGGGAGAUGGCCAGUCUGCCGUUAUUCGGCGCCUUAUCAAACCUCUACCACGGCAGUCUAUACAAGACCCAGCCUUUCACCAAAGCGCUCAGGAGGUACUUGUCAGACCAGCCGUUCUUCGGCGCCGCUACGCAUCGGUCACGGGUUACGACCUCCACCAAGGUGGCUGUCACGGCGACUAUGGGAAUAGAGCGGCAGGCCGUCGUGUUUGCGAAUUAUAAUCGCCCUGACCUUCCUGAACUUCCAUAUAGGUUUAUCCGAUCAGAUUCGCCAGCAAAAGAGAUGCGCAUGUGGGAAGCCGCUCGAGCAACAUCCGCCACCCCGCCCUUCUUCAAGCCCUUCCUCAAAGCCGAGACUAACCAAGAAUUCGCCAACAACGACCCGCGCUACGCCUGCCCCGUCGUCGUAGCCCACUACGAAGCCAAGUCCAUCUGGAGCGACAUCGCCGACAGCCCGCCGGACCUCCUCCUCUCCAUCGGCGCCGGCCGCAACGUCGGCGACCGCAGCACGAUAGACGACUCCUCCGGCUUCCCGCGCUCAUCGCGCUCCCUCACCAACGAAACCGUCACCACCAGCGGCCUAUCCUCCAGCGCCGUCGUCCGACAGGGGCGCGGCGGCGCGGGAAAUUACAAGCGCCAGAACAACAACAGCAACAACACGGCGACGUCGCCGACAUCCGAGACCGGGGGGCAGGGGGGCAAGUCGGCGAGCGGCAGCUACGUGGUCCGCGACCCCAAAACCCCAAUGCUAGUCUCGUUCACGAACCCGCUGCCGAGCCAGACCGACAAGCUCAACGAUCAGCGGCUCGGCGACCGCGCGUGGGCGCGCUUCAUGGCGAGCAGCGCCGCGGGCGGCCGCCGCAUGCGCUACAUGCGCGUGUGCCCGGAGUUUCUGGGGAAGCUGCCGAAGCUGGACGAGGUGGGGAAGAUGGAGAUGGUGGAGGAGGAGGCGGCGGAGCUGCUGAGGCAGACGCACCAGGAGCUUGUGGAGGUCGCGCAUAGGCUGGUCGCGAGCACCUUCUUCUUCGAGAAGGAUGCCCUGGGCGUGAAGCAGGGCCCGUCGGGGUUUAGCUGUACCGGCGCCAUAUUCUGCCGCUUCCCCCUCUGCUCCCGGGAACUCAAAGCCCUCGGCUGGUUCCUGAUCUCGCGCCUCGACGGUGAAUUCGAGCCGUACUUCCUGCUCGAAGUGCGCGAAGAAGCAGCACAACAAGACGCAGAAGAAAGCGUCCCGGUUCCGAAGUGGCCCCCCCGCCAGAUCGUCCUCAAUAGCUCCGUGCUCCAGGACAUGCACCUCCAGGGCGCGUUCGACCUCGACCCGCUGCGCAUCCACGCGGCGACCGAGGGCGCGGAGGUCAAUGUCUCGCUGUGCUUGAGGACGAGGCCGUAUCCGAGCGGGGUCACGGUGCUCCCGAUCAGUGGGUUCCCGAGACGGAUCAUGCGCGAGGAUGGGGGUGGGGGGUUGGGGUUCCAGGGUGGCCCAUCCACGGCUAGAUCGUUCUCCUCCGUCAUCGAGAAACGCGCCUCGGGGUUGUCCGGGAUCAUCACGGCGCGGAAACAAUCGGUCGCUGACUCCAUCCCAAGUCCUGCCCCCAGCGUCGAUUCACUCGGGAAGCUGUCGCUGGCGGGAGGGGAUUAUAGGGCUGAGUUAGAGGGAUAA